GAAAAAGACAGGACAUGAAUUUCCUGGAACUUCCGGAAUAAAAAAACAAAACAAUCAUAUGACUUGUAUUUGUAACAACCAAGAAAGAAAAUCAUAAAAUCUUAAAAUGGCAUUAGCAGCAGCAAGGGGAAAGUUAAUUGCAGUUAUUGGAGAUGAGGACACUUGUGUCGGCUUCGUUCUUGGUGGGCUUGGUGAAAUGAAUAAGAACAGAACUAGUAACUUCAUGGUUGUUGACAAAAAUACAAGCAUUGGAGAAAUAGAAGAAACAUUCAAAAACUAUUUGAAAAGAGAUGACAUUGCUAUAAUUCUUAUCAACCAAAAUGUAGCUGAAAUGAUUCGCCAUGUAAUAGACAGCCAUGAUCUUCCCAUUCCAUCAGUUUUAGAAAUUCCCAGCAAAGAUUCUCCAUAUGAUCCAUCUAAAGAUUCUAUACUUAGGAGAGCCAAGGGUAUGUUUGCUGCUGAAGACUUCAGAUAAAUUAGAGAGAUGGAGACUGAAAUUCUAUAAUCAAUUCCACAAUCUCUUUUAUUUGGGGCCAUGUACUAGUGAUGUGUCAUCAUAACCUAGCAUUCUGUAUACUCGGAUGAUUUUUUUUCACACCUAUUGAUCAAAUAUUUAACUUUAACAAUUUAAACAUCUGUAAAGGGUCAACUUGAGCUGUGCUAGAAAGAAAUGACAGCACAAAGAUGUACAAAUCUUGUUCUUAGUGUAGCAGUAGUGUCAAUGUGUAGACAUAUUGUAACUGUAUUUUUGUGGAACUUUAAAUGCUGUGAUAAGAUGUAAUUGUAAGUAUUGAAACGAAGUUUUUGGAUGUCAGGUUUUGUGAGAGCUUUUGAUUGGCAUCAGAGUGAAUUUGGGCUGUUUAUAUUUAUUAGAUCUUAUGUCAGCAUUGAUGAGUGUACUUUUUGUUGUUGUUUUUUUUUUUAAUAAAAUUGAUUUCUUCUUGAAUAAACAGCUACCAGUACUAAA
Biomphalaria glabrata is the source of this 967-nucleotide messenger RNA. RefSeq names its product V-type proton ATPase subunit F-like. The record is from RefSeq and is a predicted model, not a curated record. Gene Ontology annotation, molecular function: proton-transporting ATPase activity, rotational mechanism. Gene Ontology annotation, cellular component: proton-transporting V-type ATPase, V1 domain; membrane. NCBI's taxonomy places the organism in Eukaryota, Metazoa, Mollusca, Gastropoda, Planorbidae. The transcript is spliced from 5 exons. Bases 107 to 475 code for a protein of 122 amino acids. Gene Ontology annotation, biological process: proton transmembrane transport.